Messenger RNA from Erinaceus europaeus (western European hedgehog), 993 nucleotides. It is a transcript of the gene BAD, whose product is annotated as BCL2 associated agonist of cell death. NCBI's taxonomy places the organism in Eukaryota, Metazoa, Chordata, Mammalia, Eulipotyphla, Erinaceidae. The coding region runs from base 144 to 638 and encodes 164 amino acids. The record is from RefSeq and is a predicted model, not a curated record. The transcript is spliced from 4 exons. Gene Ontology annotation, biological process: apoptotic process.
CGCCCCCAGUGACGCGUCGAGCGCUGAUUGGGUUAUGUCCGUGACAGUUCCCGUUACCCAGGCAACCAGGGCCGGGCUCUCAGUCCUGGAGGGAGGCGGCGGGCCCGGGUCAGGGGCCUCAGGAUCGGGCUUGGGCCCAGAGCAUGUUCCAGAUCCCAGAGUUUGAGCCAAGUGAGCAGGAAGACCCCAGCCCUGCAGAGAGGGGCCUGGGCCCCAGCCCCACGGGGCCUGGUCUGGGCAGCCACCCGAGGACGGCCCCAGACCUCCAGGGGGAAGCAGGUCACCAGCAGUGGCAGCCAGCCGGCAGCAGUCACCAUGGAGGCUCCCUGGAGACCCGCAGUCGCCACAGUUCGUACCCCACGGGGUCCGAGGAGGAGGAUGUGCUGGAGGAGGAAGGACUCAGCAGCCCGUUCCGGGGCCGCUCGCGCUCGGCGCCCCCCAACCUCUGGGCUGCACAGCGCUAUGGCCGCGAGCUGCGGAGGAUGAGCGACGAAUUCCAGGGGUCCUUUAAGGGGCUUCCCCGCCCGAAGAGCGCGGGCACCGCGACGCAGAUGCUGCAGAGCUCAAGCUGGACGCGCAUCUUCCAGUCGUGGUGGGACCGGAACUUGGGGAGAGGAGGCUCCGCCCCCUCGCAGUGAUUUUUCUUUUCCGCCGCUCUGCCCGGAAGUCCCGCCUAGGAGCGGCCAUCUUGGGUGCGGGCGGAAGUCCUCCCCGCAGGUCUUCCCGCAGACUGGCCGCCCGUCUUCCCCUUUCGGAAGGAAGCGGCGAGACCCGCAGCCCGACUCCCUUCGGGAUGUGCGAGGACCUCGGAGGGCGCCGGCAACUUCCCCUCGGAAGUUGGGAAAGUUUUCCGCCCGUUGACCCCGGAAGCGGCUCCGGAUCCGCCCUCUGGUGCAAGGCCCCGGGGACACCGAGUCCGGAGCCGGGGUGACCUCGGCCUCUUCCCCCGGCGGCGCCCCCUCCUCGACGUGCGAAUAAAACCGCGUCUCCGCC